AUGAGAGAGGAAGACCGCAUUGAGCGAGGCCCGGUGUCCUGUGGAAAGAGCCCGGGGAAUUGGGCCCAAAGAAAGGAGCGGAAAGAGAGUCAGGUUGGUAGCGUACCUAAGGCAGGCACGGAGAGUCUGGAGAGCCCUGGAGGCUUUAUGCGUACGUUUGGAAAGACUUUGGGGGCUCUGCCACUCUGGAGGGGUGCCUCUCUCAGCCGCAGAGCACAGCCGCAAUACCUGACGCUACCCCGGGAUGAUUCACGUGAGCCGGCCAUUCCAGGGCUAGCUCGCCGCAGAUGGGGAUUGGUUGAGACGCCCCUCGACCGUGACUGGCCAGAGCGUGGCUCACCAGCCCAGUGUGUCCCUGCCCAGUGCCCAUGGAACCUGGCAGGAAGUCAACCACUCAAGUCGGCUCCCGUCCAGUCCAGUCGCCCAGAGCCCCUUCCUCAAUUUCCAUCCAUCACCUUUUCGUCUCAUCCAUUUCUCAACUUCACAAAACUCUCGCACUACCUUUGCAAAACCGCCCACACCCGCCUCUAUUUACCCUUCGUCACGCUCUCUUCCCCUGCUCCGAUCCAACUCGAGUUUCGACACGGGAAUCUUCCAUUGACAACUUAUCCAUCGUUCCACUCGAACAUCCCCGCCAACCUCAAAACAUCGCACCAAGGUACGUGGUCCCCUCCCCCCAUCCCCCCGUGCCCCCUCUGUCGUCAUCGCAUCCCUCGCCGCAAUCUCCUUCCACCGAUUCCCAACAACCGACUGUCACCGAUUUGCGUCGACCGCUUCACGAAGCUGCCAUCCGGCCAUCUUUCUGCAUCGAUUGAGAGCUUCACCGACACUGCGCGCCCUAUCUUGAUCGGUCAGGCGCAAAACCCCACCAGGAGCGGGGGGCCGAAGCCAAGUCAUGAAGUCAGCGAGGCGCAUACGCUGCAACUCGUUCUUCUCUCGUUGAAUUCACCCCGUCGCUCUUGCGAAUUCAAUUUGCGCUUCUAUUUGCCAACCAGUCCAAAAUUCACAUUCAUAAUACACUUAGAACGCAAUUUUGGCUUCAUCUCCUGA
Messenger RNA from Colletotrichum lupini, 1050 nucleotides. RefSeq lists its product as uncharacterized. The transcript has 3 exons. The record is from RefSeq and is a predicted model, not a curated record. Bases 1 to 1050 code for a protein of 349 amino acids. NCBI's taxonomy places the organism in Eukaryota, Fungi, Ascomycota, Sordariomycetes, Glomerellales, Glomerellaceae.